GAGACGGGUGGGAUUGCGAACUCGAUUCCAUUGCCUGCAGUCAUCUGGAAAAAGAGGCAACCAUCACUGCUCUGAGCUGUGACAUUCGUGUCCAAAGAGGGUGUAUUGAAGAAUUUUAAUGUCCACCAAUGGAAGCUUUCCUCUCUGUCGAGGGCGUGAGAUCAAGAUGUCUUAUCCUUCGCUGAUAGUUGCAGCUAAUCCUAUGUUUCCACAUUUUUAGAAAAAACAAAACCACAAAGCACUAAAAAUUAAGAUCCGCAUCAAGAUGUAUCUUGUCUCAGAGUACAUUACAAUCUCGCCUAUAUGGCUAUUGCUUAUAGUUCUGUUCUUGUUUCCUCUAUACUUCUUUCUUUUGGAUUUCUAUAUUUGGUUUCACCUCCCACCUGGCCCACUUCCAGUCCCGUUCGCAGGGAACAAGUUUCAAAUUCCAACCUCGAAAUACUGGCUCACAUUCACCCAAUGGUCUCGAGUCUAUGGUCCUAUCUACACAAUAUGGAUGGCCCGAACACCCAUCCUCAUUAUAUCCGAUCCAGAAAUCGCUGCAGAUCUUCUCAUAAAUCGUAGCGCCAAAUACUCCUCCCGACCUCGUGCGAUCGUCUUUUCGGAGAUCUACUCUCAACAAUCAAGCAUUGUCAUGCUACCAUACGGCCCAGCAUGGUCGAUCCGCCGCAAGCUUCUGCACCAUGCACUGAAAGGAAGGUCACUAGCAGCCUUUCAACCCGUCCAAGAAGCAGAAGCCUCGAAACUCGUAUCUCAGAUGCUACAUCAGCCCGAAACAUGGAGUUCAAGCAUUGAGCGUUACACCGCAACACUAGUCUUUAGCAUGGCAUACGGUCGUCGAAUCGAUACAUUAAAGUCCAAGAUCCUCCAGACACGAAAGCAGCUCAUGGAGGUAGCUCAUGCAAUUCUUGCACCAGGUGCCUACCUCGCAGAUAGCUUUCCUAUCCUUGCAAGUCUACCCGACUUCCUGGCUCCAUGGAAGAAAGAAGUCCGAGACUCAGGCAACGAGCACACAGAGUUCAACAUAAGACUUGUGGAUGUCGUGCGCAGUGACUUGCGCAAGAGUCGCGGCGAAGGAGUUGGCAGCAUGACGGAAACAAUGCUGCGUCUCAAAGAGCAAAGAAUGCUCGGCCACCAAUUGUCACAAGACAGAUACUUAUCAAGUGUGCCCGCUACGCUGUUCGGUGCUGGCGCAGACACAGUAUCUUCGACUUUGCACAGUACUGUCCUAGCCUUACUUACACACCCACACAUCUUGUCGAUUGCAAGACAGGAGAUCGACUCAGUGGUUGGAACCGAUCGUAGUCCAACAUUCGAAGACCACUUACCUUAUUGUGACGCACUCGUGAAAGAAGUCCUACGCUGGCGCCCAGUCGCUCCACUCGUCCUCCCUCACGCAACAACCGAAGCAGAUACAUACCAAUCCUGGAAAAUUCCACAGGGUACGAUAAUCAUCGUCAACACCUACGCAGUCAAUAAACACCCAGACUACUUCCCUCGCCCCGAAGAAUUCGCCCCAGAACGUUUCCUGGAUGAAAGAGACCCGCGAUACAGACCUGAAUUGAAGGGAAGAGAAUUCCCGGGAAGGUUUGGACAUGGGUCUUUUGGGUGGGGUAGGAGGGCUUGUGCUGGGGCUGAUUUAGCAUUGGCUAGUACUAGGAGUGCGGUGGUGAAGAUUGUUUGGGCGUGCGAGAUUGUGGGGUUGGAAGGGGAGGUGUAUGAUGUUGAUGCGUUUGAAGGAGGUAUUGUGCUAAAGCCGAGGGAUUUUAAAUGUGGGUUUAAGUUUAGAAGUGAAGAGCAUAAAGUGGUAAUGGAGAGGGGGUUAGAGGAUGCUGGGAGGGUUUUGGAGAAGUUUUUGCCGUUUGAGUAGGGAGGAUUUCCUUUGAGGAGAACACCUAUUUUCGUUAUUCGAAUAGCACUAGAUUGUCACUGGCUACAAAUUGAUACGAGGAGAGACAAUAUAUUAUUCAGUCAAACUAAGUAGACGGAGAGGUAUCAAGCUCAACACAA
Mollisia scopiformis is the source of this 2010-nucleotide messenger RNA. Its product is annotated as cytochrome P450. Bases 266 to 1870 code for a protein of 534 amino acids. Gene Ontology annotation, molecular function: heme binding; oxidoreductase activity, acting on paired donors, with incorporation or reduction of molecular oxygen; iron ion binding. NCBI's taxonomy places the organism in Eukaryota, Fungi, Ascomycota, Leotiomycetes, Helotiales, Mollisiaceae. The record is from RefSeq and is a predicted model, not a curated record. The transcript has a single exon.